AUGAAAACAUCCAGAGCCAGAGCCAUAUCUGUGCACGGACUACGAUCCAGGCUGCCUUCUGUUUGGUGGAAACAAGCUGAAGGGAAGAGAGAGACUGAUCGCAGUUUCGUGACAAAGAGUUCUAUCAUGGAGUUUCCAGACCUGGGGGAGCACUGCUCUGAAAAAACAUGUAAACGUCUCGAUUUUCUUCCCAUGAAAUGUGAUGCGUGUCAAGAAAUAUUCUGUAAAGACCAUAUAACCUACGCAAACCAUAGAUGCACCUCCUCCUACAAGAAGGAUGUCCAGGUGCCUGUGUGCCCACUCUGCAACAUCCCCAUCCCAGUGAAAAGAGGGGAGAUGCCGGAUAUCAAAGUCGGUGAACACAUUGACAGAGACUGCAAGUCGGAUCCAGCGCAGAGGAAAAGAAAGAUUUUUACAAACAAAUGCUCAAAAGGCGGCUGUAAGCUGAAGGAAAUGAUAAGGGUGACAUGUGAUCAAUGUCAUUUAAAUUACUGUCUUAAGCACCGUAACCCAUUAGACCACGAUUGUAAGACUGAUGGGAACCCCGUGUCCAAAUCUGGGCAAGCUGCGUUAAUGAGAUCUCAUGGUGCUUCCUCUACCUCAACCUCUGGGUCGAGUUCGUCCUCCUCAGGGAGCUCCAGACCUGUGUCUAGACCUGUGUCUAACGGAGUCAGCACAAGUAUCAGAAGCAGCACUCGCGCAACUCCGCGAAUCCCAACUUCAGUUUCAGCACAUAGCGUUAUACCUCCUUCGGCGUCUUUCCAAGCUGGCAUGACGGAAGAGCAAGCGUUACAAAGGGCUCUGGAGAUGUCUUUAGCAGAGACCAGACCAGCCGUCCAGCCCACUCUAAGCCCUCAGGAGCAGGAGGAUCUGGCUCUAGCUCAGGCUCUUGCUGCCAGUGAAGAAGAAUACCGCCGUCAGCAGCAGCGACAACAGGGCAGAGAAUCCAAACAGUCGAGCUGCAGCCUUUCUUAA
Messenger RNA from Knipowitschia caucasica, 975 nucleotides. NCBI's taxonomy places the organism in Eukaryota, Metazoa, Chordata, Actinopteri, Gobiiformes, Gobiidae. The record is from the annotation of a GenBank genome assembly.